AUGUUCGCCCGACAGUGCACACGAUUGGUGUCUUCCCGGACUGCCGUCCCCUUGACUUCGUACCUUUCCCGUGCUAGGCCGUAUUCCUCGGCAUCAGGAUAUGAGCACAUCCUGACCUCCAGCCCCAAGCCUGGUGUCGGGCUGAUCACAUUGAACCGCCCUAAAGCCCUCAAUGCCCUUUCCAGCCCUCUCUUCAAAGAGAUCAACGAUGCCCUCUCCAAAUACGACGAGGACAAGGAUAUUGGUGCCAUAAUUAUCACAGGAAGCGAGAAGGCCUUCGCUGCUGGUGCUGAUAUCAAGGAAAUGGCGCCCUUGACCUUCUCCGCUGCCUAUAGCAAUAACUUCAUCGCCCCUUGGUCCCACCUCGCCAACAGUAUCCGUAAACCUGUUAUUGCCGCAGUGUCUGGCUAUGCCCUUGGUGGUGGCUGCGAGCUCGCCCUCAUGUGCGACAUCAUCUACUGUACCUCGAAUGCUACCUUCGGUCAACCGGAAAUCAAACUAGGCGUUAUCCCCGGUGCGGGCGGAUCACAGCGUCUGACUCGUGCAGUAGGAAAGAGCAAGGCCAUGGAGCUGAUUCUGACCGGAAAGAAUUUCAGCGGCAAGGAAGCGGGAGAAUGGGGCGUUGCUGCGAAAGUCGUUGAAGGGGGUAAGGAUGAGCUGCUCGAGGAGGCCCUCAAGACUGCCGAGACGAUUGCAGGAUAUAGCCGUGUUGCCGUCGUUGCUGGCAAGGAGGUGGUGAACAAGAGUCAAGAACUCUCCUUGAGAGAGGGCGUCGAGUAUGAGAGGCGGUUGUUCCAUGCACUUUUCGGAAGUAAAGACCAGAAAAUCGGCAUGACUGCUUUUGCCGAGAAGAAGAAGCCUGAGUGGUCGAAUGAGUAA
Messenger RNA from Aspergillus bombycis, 879 nucleotides. It is a transcript of the gene echA, whose product is annotated as enoyl-CoA hydratase echA. Gene Ontology annotation, molecular function: enoyl-CoA hydratase activity. Bases 1 to 879 code for a protein of 292 amino acids. The transcript has 4 exons. Gene Ontology annotation, biological process: fatty acid beta-oxidation. Gene Ontology annotation, cellular component: mitochondrion. NCBI's taxonomy places the organism in Eukaryota, Fungi, Ascomycota, Eurotiomycetes, Eurotiales, Aspergillaceae. The record is from RefSeq and is a predicted model, not a curated record.